Messenger RNA from Aspergillus terreus NIH2624, 792 nucleotides. RefSeq lists its product as uncharacterized. Bases 1 to 792 code for a protein of 263 amino acids. Lineage: Eukaryota; Fungi; Ascomycota; Eurotiomycetes; Eurotiales; Aspergillaceae. The record is from RefSeq and is a predicted model, not a curated record. The transcript has a single exon.
AUGACGGCUAUUAUCAAAAAGCUUCGGCGAAAGAGAAAGCUCUCGUCUGAGCUGCAUUCACGAUGGGGCGACAUGUCCAUCACGUAUCCGAAUGAGGGCUCCUGGAGCCAGUGCGAAGUGCCGCCUGGAGCCGUAUCCAACGCGGCGCGGGGACAGUCUCCUAUGCGCAGUUGGCCUCACGGCUCUGCCGAGUCUCUGGACCGAUAUAAUCAUUCACCCCCGAUCCACGGUGUUCUACGAUCCGCAAGCCCUGAGGAGCGUCACUCGUCGACCGACUCGGCUGCGACGAUUCCCACCGGUUAUUACGAUGCUCGAGUCCGAGGUCGCUCGAAGCGGAUUCCUCCGCCUCUGGGGUCGACCUCAGGACAGAGGCGUCAUUCUCACGACAGCCUGCGUGAUGAUGUCCUAUACCCAGGAGACGGCACCGGUUCCGCACCGGGUGGUUCGCGAGGAGAUCGACUCUCUGAUGAGAAACACCAUCGUCGAGCGAGAGACGACGCUGACCCGUACUCGCGGGCAUCGAGGUCGCCCCCGUUAUCGGUCACCUCUCGCAUGCGCCGUCACAGCGCCCAGAGCUCCACGACGGAGCCGACACCAUCCAUGCCCAAUACCGCCAGCAGCAAGCACACAAGCUUGACGUCGUCUCUGCCCUCUGUACCGAUGGAGGAUAUUCGACCGGCGCCCCUUGCUGUGUACCACGAGAAAAAGCAACCUCGUCGAUCCAAACCCCGAGAGGCUGACGCUGUUGUUAGGCAGGAGUUGGUGCCGUCCUACGAGGAUCUGUAUGGAUAG